Limanda limanda (common dab) is the source of this 651-nucleotide messenger RNA. It is a transcript of the gene immp1l, whose product is annotated as inner mitochondrial membrane peptidase subunit 1. The transcript is spliced from 6 exons. Lineage: Eukaryota; Metazoa; Chordata; Actinopteri; Pleuronectiformes; Pleuronectidae. The record is from RefSeq and is a predicted model, not a curated record. Gene Ontology annotation, cellular component: mitochondrial inner membrane peptidase complex; membrane. Bases 27 to 572 code for a protein of 181 amino acids. Gene Ontology annotation, molecular function: serine-type endopeptidase activity.
AGGAAGUCCACUGAGCAGUGAAGUGCAUGGUCAAAGGAAGCUCUUGUUUACAGGUGGAGAUGUUCCGGCGCGUGCUGGGGUCGACUUUGGGUUUCGUGGGCUACACGGUCCAGUAUGGCUGUAUUGCACAUUGUGCCUUUGAAUACUUUGGAGAAUUUGUGGUGUGCUCUGGUCCAUCAAUGGAGCCGACUAUUGUCAGCCAUGAUAUCGUCUUCUCAGAGAGGAUGAGUCGUCAUCUUUGCAAAAUAGAAAAGGGGGAUGUAGUGAUUGCAAAGAGUCCAUUUGACCCAAAUAUGAACAUUUGUAAAAGGGUAAUUGGGCUGGAGGGAGAUAAAGUCUGCUCAAGUUCCCCAACAGACAUGUUCAAGACCCACACAUUUGUUCCAAAAGGCCACGUAUGGCUCGAAGGGGAUAACCUUAGGAAUUCCUCUGACUCACGCAGCUAUGGCCCAAUUCCCUAUGCCCUCAUCCGAGGGCGUGUUUGCUUAAAGCUCUGGCCGCCGCAUAGUUUUGGGACCCUCAGUGAAAGCCCAACCAAACGCAUCAUUAAAACUCACAGUGACUCAGAUUGACUCAUUCAAUUUGUUUAUACUGUAUGAUACUUUGCUUUCAAUCUUUUUCAAUAAAGCUUGAUAUUUAUUUAAAAUUUGA